AUGAGUACUGAAGUGCUACCACCUCUCGUCGGAAAUCCGUCAGUUAAGUCUCCAGCGUCGAAAAUGCCGCUUUCGAACCCCCAAGCAAACAUGCAGCUCCAAUCGCGUCUCUUUCGCCUACCUAGGGAACUUCGAGAUCUCAUCUACCACCAUUACCUCUUCAACGAAGCGGGCCUCGCCUACAACUUCGACACGAAUAAAGUUCCUGUCGAUCUGUCGCUAAUGUGCACAUGCCGUGCGGCCGCGCUCGAGCUUCGAGGCCUUGCUUUGCGGCUCAACAAGAUCGUCUUCCGCACAUCGUAUACGGAUGCCACGCGAACGCAUGCGAGCAUGUUUCACAAAGCUCUCGCCACAUUACACACACUGAAGCUAGAUCUGCUCAAUCGCGUCCUCCCGGACCUGUUGACUGAUGCAGUGGAAACAGAGAUAUCUCUCAAAUAUCCAGAGUUCUCACCCGCCCUACCGGCGUGGAGGAUGGGAUUUGGAAACAUGCACUUUCUGGGAGAGCCAGCCUCAACACAUCGCGACUUCAUCCAUUUCGCCCUGAAUCUCCUAUUCAAACGUACACGCAUCUCGACAGCAGCCAGGAGACAUUUGAGACGCGACCACAAGAAGCUCCGAAAGUCGAACCCCGAACCUUGGCAAACGCCGAACGAAGGCACCCUCCGACGCGGCCGAGAGGGAAUGUCUGGCCCUUCCACCGAGUACAUACGCAACCUCAGGGUCAUACCCUUUGAUGGCGCUCUCCAGCAACUAGUCGACACAGCAAAAGUUGGACACAUGCAGCCUGACGACAAUGUGAACUACUCGUUCUCCGCAGCAGCGUGCGCAAUACGUUUCUUCAGGUCUCUCCGUGUUGAGACGCUCGAACAGAUGCGAGACAUAGAACUCAUCGAAGACCGAGAAUCCAUCUCUUUCCCAGAAUGCCAUGUCAGGGGUCUGAUACCAUUCUGUCGUGAGCACCCAAGAAUGCGCGUUCAUAGGCGUGUCAGUCUUUGGAGCAACGUGUUUCCCGUAACCAGUACCCUACCGUACAAGACAAGCCCUACGCACAGGCGUGUCAACAGGGUCAACCUGGAAAGGGAUCGUCUUGCAUCCCGCUACGUCUCAAGGGCGGUCGCGAAGUGGAUGGCAGAAGCAUCUGCAUUACCCUCCCUAGGUAUGCCCGAGGGCUCUUUCAAGCUGACCUUCGAAUGCGACUCCGCCCCAGAGGAGACCACGCAAGUGUUUGACAUCAUACAGCGAGAUGCCGCCUGGCAAACCGCCCUGGACCUGAGUUACGCCCGGAAUCUUCUACCACAGCCAGACUGGCGCAUGCGCAGACUCCGUAACGGAUACAUAUACGAGACCUUCCCACAGCUAUUGCAGCAAGUCACCGAUGGCCAGUCUUUCAUACGUUGCGACUUCAACCCUGGGGAGGUUCAGGACCCGGAGCAGAUCAUGAGGGAACUGAGUGGCUACUCAAAGGAGAUGUGGGAGACUAAGUGGCACGGCCAUACACCUGCCCGGUUUCAGACACUCGAGAACAUGCCGCCCUGGCACCUACUACGCGAUGGAUUUACCAUCUGGGAUGGAGAAGGUAACCGUUGA
This is a messenger RNA of Alternaria triticimaculans, 1590 nucleotides long. RefSeq lists its product as uncharacterized. The transcript has a single exon. Lineage: Eukaryota; Fungi; Ascomycota; Dothideomycetes; Pleosporales; Pleosporaceae. Bases 1 to 1590 code for a protein of 529 amino acids. The record is from RefSeq and is a predicted model, not a curated record.